Messenger RNA from Gastrolobium bilobum, 2590 nucleotides. RefSeq lists its product as uncharacterized. The record is from RefSeq and is a predicted model, not a curated record. Lineage: Eukaryota; Viridiplantae; Streptophyta; Magnoliopsida; Fabales; Fabaceae. Gene Ontology annotation, cellular component: GID complex. The transcript is spliced from 9 exons. Gene Ontology annotation, biological process: proteasome-mediated ubiquitin-dependent protein catabolic process. Bases 185 to 2140 code for a protein of 651 amino acids. Gene Ontology annotation, molecular function: protein binding.
CAUUACCAUAAAAAAUUCACGCCUAACCCUAUUCCUGUUGUAAGAAACAAUAAAACAAAAGAACAAUACAAAAUUAAAGAAGAAAAAAUAAAAAAAAUAUAGGGAUCUCUCUUCUCUGGGAUCGUAAAUGUGGUGGUUGCUGCGUCUUGUCCUCCGCCUUGCAUGAGCUUCCUCAGCCACCGCCAUGCCCGCCAGCCGCCCCUCCGAUCUGAUCCUCCACCGCCUCGCCUCCUCCGAUUGCGAAAUCAAGCUCAAAGCCAUCCGAGAGGUGAAGAACCAGAUCAUCGGCAACCGGACAAAGAAGCUCUCAUACAUCAAGCUCGGCGCAGUGCCCGCCGUUGCCUCUGCUCUCGCCGAAGCUAAAACCGAUUCCAAUUGCGGCUCUAACCUAAUUGUUCAGUCCGCCGCCGCACUCGGCAGCUUUGCCUGCGGCGUCGAUGCCGGCGUCCGUGCCGUCCUCGACGCCGGAGCUUUCCCUCAUUUAAUCAGGCUCCUAUCUGCCGCGGACGAGAAGGUUGUGGAUGCUGCUGCACGCUCUUUAAGAAUGAUUUAUCAAUCAAAACAAGCUCCGCAGUAUGAUUUUUUUAAAGAAGAAAACAUUGAAUUUCUUCUUUCACUAUUGAAAAGUGAGAAUGAAAAUCUUACUGGACUAGGUGCAAGCAUUGUUAUUCAUUCUUGUGAGACAAGUGAUGAACAAAAAAUAUUAUGCUGUGCUGGUGCUUUAGAGAAUCUUAUUAGCCUUCUUGAUGGUUCUAUAAGCCAGCGAGAUGCUAGUUUAGAGUCCCUAGCUGCAAUUCUUAAAAACAAUCCAGAAGCUGUGUCUAAAUUUGUGGACCUUCAAAAUGGAAGAGCUUUGAGUUCCAUUGUUGAAUUAACUAAGGACAGAUAUUCUCGGACAAGGUUACUGGCCUGCUUGUGCCUGAUUUGUGUAAAGAAUUCUUCUUCUUGCUAUCUGCAAGACAUAGGAAUGAAAAACAAAUUGAUAUAUAUUUUGCUCGAGCUCCUUGAUGAUUCUGGUGAAGUUGGAGAUGAAGCUUCUUUUGCUUUUUCGAGUUUAGUUUCAGGAAAGGAAGAUUUGCAGAAGUUGGCAUUUGAGGCAAAUGCUAUCGAUAAGUUCUACAGUCAAUUGCAAAAUUGUGCUUUACAUCCCAAACGUCUUGAAGGGAUAUUUCUAGCCUUGGCUGAUCUUUGCUCAAAAUUGGAGUGCUGCAGGUCUAAGUUUCUUUCAUUACAGGUCUUGAAUCUAUUAAUUGAUGCCUUAACCCAUGAUGAUGCCAACGUACGCACUGCAGCUUGCAUUUGCUUAAAAUGUGUCUCUCGCUCAGUCAAGAGUUUGAGUGCAGGUUGUUUUAUGAAUGAAAGGAUUGUCAUUCCUUUGGUUCGGCUUCUCUCUGAUCUUUCUUCUUCUGUCCAGGUUGCAGCCCUCGGUGCUAUUAGCAACAUAGUGGUUGACUUUACUCCAAAUAAGCCGACAUUUAUACAAUGUGGAGGCAUUAAAGAGCUUGUCCAACUGACAAAGUCUAUGGAUUCGUCUUUAAGGUUAAAUGCUGUAUGGGCCUUGAGGAACAUGGUAUUUCUUGCGGAUAAGAUGUGUAAGGAAGUAAUUUUUAUGGAGUUGACAGUGUCUUCAGUAGCUAGCCUUAUCUGUGAUCCUGAGCCUUCUGUUCAAGAACAAUCUCUGGCCCUUGUUCGCAAUUUCAUUGAUGGAUGUAUGGAUUCUGUUGAAUAUGCUUUUGCUGAAGAUGGUAUCUUACUGCAUGCUGUUGGAAGGCAAUUGCGAAAAUCUUCAAAAGUUGAAAUUGGGAUACAGGGGAUGUACAUACUCAGCAAUAUUGCAAGUGGAAAUGAGUUUCAUAAAGAAGCCAUAAUGCAGCUACUCUUUCCACAAGCAGAAAAUGGGUCUCGCUCUUUCUUCAGCCAGUUUUUGCAGAGUAAUGACAGUCAUUUACGCACAUCUGCUGUUUGGGUCAUCGUAAAUCUCACUUUUCCUGCAAGUCCUGGUGCAUUCAGUCGGAUUGUAAAACUGCGUGAUCUUGGCAUUGUUUCUCUAAUCAAGAGGAUCGUCAAUGAUCCUUGCAUGGAUGUGAAGCUUCGUGCAAGUCUCGCACUCGGGCAGAUCAUUACUUUUGGUGAUAGUUAAAUGUAAUCAGCUCCUCCACUCGAAGCCCCUAGAUUGCAGGCAAAGAAGAGAAAUCUUGAUAGAAUUUACUUUUUCCCGUAUUCACACCUUAUAUAGAAGGGGUAUCAAGCCUUCUGCGUGAGCUUCCAAUGUGGUUCGUUUCAGGUGUAUCAAAUUACUUUAAUUUUUUGAACCAGUCAGAGUAGUGUGAAAGCUUUUCAAUUUUGUGAGCACUCCUGACCAGUUUACCCCCGAUUCCCCGAAGUCUCAUUUUCUUGUUGCCUACAUUGUGUUACUUUUAUUAAGUCGGAAGCUCAGAGUCACAGGCUUUAGUAUUGUACCAUAAGAGUAGUUGAUUUCAGUUUUAGAACACAGUUUCAACUUCAUUCUGGUUCUGGUAUAUUGACAAAUAGUGUAAUUGUGUGUGUAAGCAACAUGUCAUCGGCUAUUGAUUGAGGUUUUCUCUGGUAU